This is a messenger RNA of Plasmopara halstedii, 1947 nucleotides long. RefSeq lists its product as hypothetical. Lineage: Eukaryota; Oomycota; Peronosporomycetes; Peronosporales; Peronosporaceae. Gene Ontology annotation, molecular function: cysteine-type exopeptidase activity; dipeptidase activity. The transcript has a single exon. The record is from RefSeq and is a predicted model, not a curated record. Gene Ontology annotation, biological process: proteolysis. Bases 1 to 1947 code for a protein of 648 amino acids.
AUGUUUCUGCUACUCCUGCUGCUGCCAGCGGCGAAAGCCUGUACAUUGAUCGCAGUUGGGCGCAACGCCACACUUGAUGGCUCAACACUGGUGGCACACACCGACGACGCGGGAUUCGGUACAGCUGACUUGCGGAUGGUUCGCGUACCAGCCCAGGAUCAUGAGGAGAGUGCGAUGAGGCACGUGUACAAUUUGCAGCCAGGGUACCCACGCCUGUUGACGUUACAGCGAGGUAACAAUUACAAACCAAAAAACGACCGCGAGCACCUAAUGACACCACUGGGAGAGAUCCCACAAGUACCACAUACGUACGGCUACUUCGACCAAGACUACGGCUUCAUGAAUGAGGUACAACUUAGCAUCGGAGAGAGCACAAGUGGAGCCAAGACAGUAGGCUGGCCUACAAAUGCUGGUCCUCACGGAUACAAUAUGUUUGGUAUAGGAGAACUAUCCAAAGUGGCCUUAGAGCGUUGUGAUUCGGCUCGGUGUGCUAUCCAGUUGAUGGGGGACCUAGCCGUUAAGUACGGAUUCUACAGUGAAGAUAGCGGUGAUCCAGCUAAUCCAGCAUAUGCAUGCUCGUCUGAGACACUGGGAAUAGCAGAUCGAUACGGAGAAGUCUGGAUCUUCCAUGUGUUGACGGGUCCACAGAACGCUAGUGCUGUAUGGGCUGCCCAACGGAUUCUUGAUACGCAUGUAGUAGUGGUCGCUAAUGGCUUUGUGAUACGUGAAAUGAAUCUAGAUGAUUCAGACUACUUUAUGGCGUCAAAGAAUGUGCAUUCCUUUGCUCGAGAAAUGAAAUGGUGGGACCCGAAACAAGGAAAGUUUGAUUUUACUGCUGCGUACGCUAUUGCGACGCCAGAUCCUGUGCGUGCAUUGUACAUGGGUCGUCGCAUGUGGCGUGUUUUCGACCUCGUGGCGCCGUCGUUGCAGCUAGACUCCCGUCUGGGACACUACUCCGAAUUCCCGACGUAUCCAUUCUCGGUCAAACCGGACCAAAAACUUGAUGUGGAGGCUGUGACGAACUUGCUUCGUGAUUACUAUCAAAAUACACCUUACGAUUUGACUAAGGGUCUUGCGGCAGGACCAUUUGGAAAUCCUAUGCGGUGGGGAGGCGAUGAAAAGGGUGUCGUAGGAGGUUGGGAAAGACCAAUAUCCAUGUAUCGCACAGUCUUUAGUUUCGUGCUGCAGGCGCGGGCUCACUUACCCGAUGCUGUUGGAGGUGUAGCCUGGUAUGGACAAAGCUCGCCGCAUGCCUCGGUAUAUGUGCCGUUCUCCUGCGCGCAGCAAGAGGUUCCACCAUCCUAUGUUUUAGGGAAGGAGAGCGAGUUUAAUCAUGAAUCCGCUUGGUGGGCUUUUAACUUUGUUAAUAAUUGGAGUAUGUUACGCUUUGAUGCUAUCAGCAAGGAUAUCCGAGCUCGUAUAGCUGAUUUGCAAGCAACUUGCUUUUCUAGGCGCAAAUCGAUGGAGGCCUACAUUCACCAAACGGAAUUGAUGUCAGCGUCGGAUGUACGCGCUUAUCUGCAGGAAGAAUCGAACCAAUUGGCUUCGCGGGUCAUUAGCGAAUGGUGGGCCUUUGCGUGGAAGCUUGUUGGCAAAUUUACAGAUGGCUAUAUUACGACGGGUGAAGCUCCUGACGAAAUGGAAAUGCCUGGGUACCCAGAAUGGUGGCUCAAGCGCAGCGAAUUUUCCUCGUGGCCGGGUGAGACGUUGGUACCGCCACACAAUUCGGAGCUGGAAAAGCAGCUUCAGCAAUUUCAGAGUCGGCAGAUUGCCAGUACGGAUGGUAAAGUACAGUUAUCACCAGGUGACGCUAAAGCGUUUCCUUCAAACUUUUUUUGGAUCGCACAGCUUUGCGUAAGUACACUUGUUGGAGCCACGAUGGGUGCGUUCGCCAUGUGGUUUGUUGCUCGACGCCGGAGGCAAACUGAGUAUCAGGCAAUUUCUUAA